This is a messenger RNA of Alternaria rosae, 2061 nucleotides long. RefSeq lists its product as uncharacterized. The record is from RefSeq and is a predicted model, not a curated record. NCBI's taxonomy places the organism in Eukaryota, Fungi, Ascomycota, Dothideomycetes, Pleosporales, Pleosporaceae. The coding region runs from base 146 to 1819 and encodes 557 amino acids. Gene Ontology annotation, biological process: protein polyubiquitination; ubiquitin-dependent protein catabolic process; positive regulation of proteasomal ubiquitin-dependent protein catabolic process. Gene Ontology annotation, cellular component: cytoplasm; ubiquitin ligase complex. The transcript has 3 exons. Gene Ontology annotation, molecular function: zinc ion binding; ubiquitin conjugating enzyme binding; ubiquitin protein ligase activity.
AAGCGAAGUCGUCCAGCCUGGAAGAAGCCUUAGCAUCGCUUCGCUCGUGCUUCCCGAGCCACACCUUGUAUACCCAAUCUCCGCGCUGCCAUCUUCCUACGAUCCUGUACCAUCGGAUGAACAAGGCAAUGUGCUCCGGCUGCAUAUGAAGGAACCUCCACAGUUGACAGUGAUAGACGCGCUCACGGAGCAGUGGGGGAAGCUGCGAGUGCCGAAUGUACCACUGGCAUCUACUGAACUGCCAACGUCUAGUAGUUCAACAAACUUCUCACUUCCCCUCCACUCUUCCAACUCUACCAAAACCGUAGCCGCCAAAGCAGCAUGGAACAGGAUGGCGGUCUCGAAUCCCAUCUUACCAAGCUUUCGAGACGAGCCGCGUCUACAAACGACACAUCCGGGUGCAGACCAUCCUCGUCAGGGCCAGACAAAUAGAGAUCCUAUAAUGAUCGACGAUGAUAGUGAACUUGAUGCGACUGCAGCCUCCAACCGCCCUACAGGCAAUUUCGAGAACACCAAUUUUUUCCAAUCGGGCGAAUUAUCACGCCAGUCGUUAAACCGACGACGAACUCGAAAGGCAAGGUUCUUACGAAUGAGACCUGACCACCGAAGUCGAUGUCCUGAUACUUCGAGCGAUAGCUCUGAGGGUACACUAACACCCGAUAGCUCGGACAGCCCGGAUAGUCUGGAGUUUGACCCUGCAGCUCGUGUUGCACAAUUUGAAAACGAGAACCCAAGACGACCUACUAGAUGCACACACGGGCGAAGUUCUCUCCAUGUAGAUACAGACUACGGGGCGCAAGAAGAGCGAGACCGUCUGCUUGCUGAGCACCUGCAGAUGCAAGAGAAUGCGGCUUAUCGGACGACAGCAUCGCGCGUUACGGAAGUGCCUGAAUCAUCAGUAUCUCAAGCUUCGUCUCCACGGGUACCGUCUCAAAAGAGUGGACGAUUGGCCAGUCUGCGGAGGGCCAUUACCAACAUUGGUACACGAGAGCAUCCUAUCGAUCUAGACUCCGAAUCCGACGAACCCAAAGUUGUUGGCCCUGAAAGGGCGCGAAUCCAAGACUAUGUCGCACUGUAUGGAGAGCCCAUGGAUAUUGAUGGUGUGUCGCCUUUCCACCAAUACAACGCAAGGGCUGUCGAUACACCACAGACUGCAAGCACCUAUGUAGAUGAGAGGACGCACCUGCGGAGUCGUGAUUGCGUCGUUUGCGGCGAUAGCGUUCACGUUGCCGACCUACCCUCUCUUGCUGAAUGUGAUCAUCGACCAGAGACGUGUGCGGACUGUUACUCGGGAUGGAUAACCGCGCAGCUCCAAAGCAGUAGCUGGCGCGAAGCCAAAUGCCCAGGGAACAAGUGCAAGACUGUGCUGUCAUACCAUGAAAUCCGGCUAUACGCGCAGCCGGAGACAUUUCAGCAAUAUGACACAUUCAUCGCCCGAGCAGCUUUCAGCGAAGAUCCUAACUUUCGAUGGUGUCGAGCGUGCGACUCCGGCCAGAUCCACAUGAGCGGUGUCGAAGGCAACAUCUUCACAUGUGUAGCAUGUGGGCACAAAGUAUGCAUCACCCACGAGAACACAUGGCAUGAAGGCGAAACAUGCGAGGAGUUUGAAUAUAGGUCUUCUGGCCGGAAGGAGCGAGAUCAGAGAGCGCAAGAAGAAGCGAGUCUCCAAGCGAUCGGGAAGCUGACCAAAAAGUGCCCCGGUCCUGGAUGUACUUGGAAUAUCGAAAAGAACGAUGGUUGCGACCACAUGACUUGUGAGUUCCGCGUUCCUUUAGACACCUCGUUUGCUGACAUUCGCAGGCUCGAAAUGCCGCUUUGAGUUUUGCUGGAUUUGUCUUUGCAACAUACAGGAAGACUGGCGUAGCCGUGGAGGGCAGAUGGGAUAUUAUUGUGGCGGACUUUGUACUCUCCCUAAGCACAUGGCGGUCCCGGGGAUUUUCUGGCAUCGUUUAGCUUUCAUGGUACUUUUCAACGAUCACGACAUCGUUACACUCUUUCAAAGUCCAUGUCGGGACGUCAGGCCUUCCGCUGCGAAAUGACAUCCGUAUAGAACGUAUUUAC